Molecule: messenger RNA, 4794 nt
Organism: Plasmodium relictum
Lineage: Eukaryota; Apicomplexa; Aconoidasida; Haemosporida; Plasmodiidae
Gene: RAD2
Product: DNA repair protein RAD2, putative
Exons: 1
Coding region: 1-4794 (1597 amino acids)
Biological process (GO): nucleotide-excision repair
Cellular component (GO): nucleus
Molecular function (GO): single-stranded DNA binding; DNA endonuclease activity
Source: RefSeq, a predicted model, not a curated record
AUGGGGGUAAAAGGCUUAUGGUCAAUAGUAUCUCCUGCUGGAAUUCGUGUAAAUCCAGAAAUUCUGACAGGGAAACGAAUAGCUAUAGAUGUAAGUAUAUGGUUGUAUGAAUUGACUUAUGCUAAUAAUUUAAAAGUUCUUAAAAAUAAUUCUUUUGAUAAUUUGAGUAUUUUUAAUGAUUUAUGGCUAGAUUUUUCACAAAAUAUAAAUAAUGAAAUAAGAACUGAUAACUUAAAAAAAGCUCACUUGUAUUUCUUUUUUUUAAGAAUAUGUAAAUUACUUUAUUAUAAUAUCAGACCUAUUUUUAUUUUUGAUGGAAAUCCUCCUGAUUUAAAAAAAAAAACAAUAUUUCAAAGAAACUUAAAAAAGAGAAAUCAUGAAGAGAAAUUUAGAAAAAUUGCAGAAAAACUCAUUUAUAAUUAUUACCAAAGAAAUAUAUUAAAAUCAUUAAAAAAUAAAAAGAGUAUCUCAAAAAAGAAAAAGGAUAAAGAGAAAAAUAUUUUACAUAAUAAGAAAGUAUCUAAUACUCUAAAAAAUAAUUCAUUAAAAAAUUGUGGAAUUAUAGAUCAUGAUAAUUCUCUAAAUAAUAUAGUAGAAAAGGUUGGGAAUGUUACUGUAAGUAUGAAGGAUAUUUUAAAUUUUUGUAGUGAUGAUUUAUUUAGAAUAGAAAGUAAAAUUCUUAUGAUGCCAUAUUCAAAUACUAUUACUCAUGAAAAUAACAAAAAUGAUGAAUUGAAUAAAAAUGAAUUAAAAAAUGAUGAAAAAAAGAAAAAAUAUAUGAUAAAUGAUAAAGAUAAAGAUGAGGGUGAAAACGAAUCAGUUGAUAGUUGUAAAGAAAAUUCUAUUAUUAAAAAAAAUAAAAUAAAUAAUAUUGAUAAUGAUAUAAAUGAGGAAAUAGUAAGAAAAAAGUAUAUUGCUAAAAAAAAAUAUUAUGAAAGCAUUCCGAAAAAUUUUAAAGGUUUUUUAUCUAUGAGAAGACCUGUAGAUAUUAUUGAUAUAAAUAGUUAUAAUACUGAUAUUUUAGAGUAUACGGAAAAAUUAAAGCAGGCCGAGGAAAAAUAUAACAAAAUGUAUACAGAAGAUACUUUAUUAAGAAGUGAUUUUAAUUCAUCAAACAAUUCCAAUUUGGUAUCAAAAGAUGAAAAAGAAAAUUAUAUGUAUGGAAGCAAAGUUAAUAAUAGUUAUGAUAAUAAUCUCAAAAAAAGUAAUUCAUUGGAUAUAGAAUAUUUAGCAUCGUCUAAUGAUGAUUUUUUAUUAUUAGAGAGUAAGAAGAAUAGUACAUGUAAAAUUGAUGAUAAGGGCAAUGAAAGUGACAUCACAUAUGGAGUAGACCUAAAUAAAAAAGAUAUAAAUAUUUUAGAAUUACCAUCUAAUAUUAAUAGCUCUAAUAUUUUUUUAGAUGGAAAAGAUGAAUAUAAAGUUUAUUAUGUAAAUAAUGAAGAAAUUAAAAUUCCCUUAUUUAAAGAAAUUAAUAAAGAUGUUUUUGAAAAGUUGCCAAUUAAAUUACAGUAUCAAAUUUUGCAAGAUAUUAAAGAAGAAUGGUAUGCAGAUAAUAGAAUAAAAGCAAUAAAAGCAAAAGAUGAUAUGGAUAUUUUCUCACAAGUUCAAUUAGAAACAUAUGUAAGAAUGAUUAAGACUGAUUUUGAAAUUGAAAAAUUAAAAAUUAAAAUGGCAGAAAAUAUACAAAAUACCGAAGGAGAAUUAAUUAUAAACAAAGAGUUAUCAAAAAAUAUGGAAAAUUUAAAUGUUAGAGAUUAUAAUGAUAUUAAAAAAAAAAAAAAAAGAAGAAAAAAAUACUUAAAUGAAAUAUUAAAUAACUGUUACUUUAAUAAUAAUGAUAGCCCUUAUGAUUUAAUGAUUAAAAAUGAAGAAAAGGAAAAAGAAGAAGAAAAAAAUGAUAAAAUAAAAGACUAUAAUAAUGAUGAUAUAGAAGCAUAUGAAAAUAUAGAAAUAAAAAAUAAUAAAAUAAUUAAUAUUCAUAAAAUUGAAGAAGAAAAAAAAAUAAUGAUAAAAGAAGAAAAUAAUUUUAAAAAGGAUUUAUUAAUGGAUGACAAACUAAUUUUUGGUGAUAGUUUUUUUGUUUUAGAAGAUGAAAAUAAAAAUAAAGAAAUAAAUAAUAUAAAAUAUUUAGAUAAAUUGAAUGACAAAAAUAAGGAACAAAUUGAUUAUAUUACUAUUGAAUCAAGUGAUGAGUAUAAAAUAAAUAAAAGAGAUAAUGCUUCUUAUUGGGAAAAAAAUAUUAGUUUAAAAAGAACUGCAAAUAGCAAUACAAAAUAUAAAAUAAAUUAUGAAAGUGAUGAAAUAAAAAAUAAAUUGGAAAAAAUGCAACAAAAGGAAAAUGAAAAAAAUAAUUUUUCUUCUAGUGAUGAUUUUGAAAAUUGUAGUAUAGAGGAAAAAAAUUUUAAUGAAAUAUUAUCUAUGAAUAAAGAUGCUAAAAUGGAUUUAAUAAAUAAUGUUGGAUCAUUCAAAGAGUGCAAUAAGAACAGAGAUGGUAAUUUAAGAAAAUUCCCUAUAAAUGAUUCAUUGACAAACAUUAAUACUGAUUUUUAUACUAAUGAUAAAAUAUUUACUAAAACUAGUAAAUUAGAAAGAAUAUUUAAUAUAAAAGAAGAAGAUCUUAUUAAUAUUAAAAAUUUUAAAACAAAUGAUACCUUUAGCUAUGAACAUAAAAUAAACAAUAAUAUUAAUUUUAUAAAAAAAAAAAAUGAAUCUAAAGAAAAUAGCUCAUGUGAAUUGAACAGGGAUACAAAAAUAAAAGAACCCUUAAGGAAUGAGAUUUUAUUUGAUAAUAUAACUUAUUUAAAAGAAAAUAAAGAUACUGGGGGAGAUGAAGAUGCUUUUUUUUCAGUAGAUGAAGAUAUUAAUGUAUUGAAUGAUAAAGAUAAUGAUCUAUUGAAUGAUAAAAAUAUUAAUGUGUUGAAUGAUGAAGACACUGAUAUAUUGAAUAAUAAGGGUAAUAAAAUGUUGAAUGAUAAAGAUAUUAAUGUGUUGAAUGAUAAAGAUAUUAAUGUGCUGAGUGAUAAAGACAAUGAUAUAUUGAAUAAUAAAGGUAAUAAUAUGUUGAAUGAUAAAGAUGUUAAUGUGUUAAGUGAUAAAGACAAUGAUAUAUUGAAUAAUAAAGAUAAUAAAAUGUUGAAUGAUAAAGAUAUUAAUGUGUUGAAUGAUAAAGAUAUUAGUGUGCUGAGUGAAAAAGACAAUGAUAUAUUGAAUAAUAAAGGUAAUAAUAUGUUGAAUGAUAAAGAUGUUAAUGUGUUAAGUGAUAAAGACAAUGAUAUAUUGAAUAAUAAAGAUAUUAAUGUGUUGAGUGAUAAAGACAAUGAUAUAUUGAAUAAUAAAGAUAAUAAUAUGUUGAAUGAUAAAGAUGAAAAUAUACAGAGUGAUGAAAUUGAAGAUAUACUAAGUUAUAAAAAUGAAAAUAAAUUGAAUGAUAAAGGUGCAAAUAUACUAACUGAUGAAGAUGAAGAUAUAUUGAAUGAUAAAGAUGAAAAUAUACUAAGUGAUGAAGUUGAACAUAUAUCUAAUGAUAAACACCAAAGCAAUGUCAAUGAAAUUAAAAAAAAAGGUAAUAUAAAUAAGUUUAUAAGUAAACAACAUAUAACUAAUAUACUAUUAAAUAAAUGUGAUUUAAAUAAUAUUGGAAAAGAAAACUUUUUUGAACAUUUAUUAAAUAAUAAAGAGAUAAUGGACAAAUUUAGUGCGCAAAUAAAAGAGAAGGAGAAACAGAAAGAAGAUAAAAAUGAUGAGCAUGCCUAUUAUGAAGAUUUAGAAGAUAAUAAAAUUAUUGAUUCUUAUAUAAACGAAGCGAAUAAAGAAAAUGAAGAAUUAACAAAGGAAUAUAAAAAGUUAAAAAAGAAUAAUAUAGAAAUAAAUGAUGAAAUGAAUGAUGAUGUAAAAAUUCUUCUAGACUUUUUUGGUAUUCCUUAUAUUCAAUCUCCAUGCGAAGCAGAAGCUCAGUGCGCAUAUUUAAAUAAUCAAAAUUAUUGCGAUGCAAUUAUAAGUGAUGACUCAGAUGUUUUAGUAUUUAAUGGAAAAACAGUAAUUAAAAAUUUUUUUAAUAGGAGAAAAACAGUCGAAGUAUAUGAAAGAAAAAUAAUAGAAGAUAAGUUAGGUUUGUAUCAAGAAGAAUUAAUUAAUAUAUCUUUAUUAUGUGGUUGUGACUAUACAACGGGGGUUCAUGGUAUAGGUAUUGUUAACUCUUUAGAAAUAAUUAAAGCUUUUCCUACUUUUGAUGAUUUAAAAAAAUUAAAAGAUAUUGUAUCUAAUCCAUUUAAGGAAAUAAAUAAUGAAAACUAUAGUGAAGAAAUUAAAAAUUUUCUCAACACUCACAAAAAUUAUAAAUUAAAUUGGAUAUUCCCAAAUAAUUUUCCAGAUAGAGAAGUGUAUAGAUGUUUCAAAUAUCCUAAGGUUAGUACAAAUAUUAAAAAAUUUCAGUGGUAUUUCCCUAAUAUAAAUAACAUUUCGGAUUUUUUAAAUAAAACAACUAAUAUUCCAAAAGAAAAAAUUUUUAACGUUUUGAAUCCAAUCUUGCAAAAAUAUGAUAUAAAAGUUAGAAGUUAUCAAUUAAAAAUAGAAGAUUUUUUUCCUAUUAUUGAAAGAAAGAGAAAAAAUAUAAAUGAUUUAAUUGAUAAAGUUAGAAAAAAUAAAAAAAAUAAAAAGAAAUCUAAUGGAAAUAUGGAAUUAGAUAAAAAUACAUCAUCUUUGAUUGAUGUUAAUCCGGCAGGGAUAAUUAAGUCAAAGAGAAUGACGCUGGCAUUAGAUUACAUAAAAAAAAGAAAGAGUAAAAAAAAAAAAUAG